Molecule: messenger RNA, 4778 nt
Organism: Phasianus colchicus (ring-necked pheasant)
Lineage: Eukaryota; Metazoa; Chordata; Aves; Galliformes; Phasianidae
Gene: PAN3
Product: poly(A) specific ribonuclease subunit PAN3
Biological process (GO): protein phosphorylation; nuclear-transcribed mRNA poly(A) tail shortening; mRNA processing
Cellular component (GO): P-body; PAN complex
Molecular function (GO): metal ion binding; poly(A) binding; protein kinase activity
Source: RefSeq, a predicted model, not a curated record
CCGGCGCAGGCGCGCCCGGGCAGCCGCUCAGGAAGAGGAAAAUGGCAUAAACAACCCCGGGCGCCGGGACCUCCGAGCAGCGCCGCCGCCCCCCGCCGCGGGGCCGCCCCAGCGGAGCGGAGUCACCUCCCCUCUUUUCUCCCUCCCCCUCCCGCAGCCGGAGCCUCGGGGUGACGGCGGUCCCCGCGCCCCUUCCUCCUCCUCCCCGCCCCGUCCCUCCCUCCCUCCUUCCCCAUGGUGCCGACCCCGGCGGCGGGGCGGCUGCCAUGAACCCCAGCGGCCUGCCCUGCUCCUCGCCGUCGCCGGUGCUGGGGCCGCCGGCGGCGGGGGUCGGCGCGGCGGGGCCGGCGGGCGGCGGCGGGGCGGGGGCCGGAGGAGGCGGAGGCGGCGGGGCCGUGAAGCUGAAGUUCUGCCGCUACUACGCCAAGGACAAGACCUGCUUCUACGGCGAGGAGUGCCAGUUCCUGCAUGAGGAGCCCGGCGCCGCCCCCGCCGGCCCGGGGCCCGCCGCUCCCCUCGGCGCGCUGCCCCUCGGCCUCCCCCCGGCCGCCGCCGCCGCCGGGCCCGGAUACCCGGUGCCUCACGGGGCCAGCCCGGGCCCGGCGGCGGCGGUGGUGGGGCCGAAGAAAGCCGAGCUGGGGGCGGGAGGCGGCGGAGGAGGCGGCGGCGGCGGCGGCGCGGGGCUGGAUGGCCCGCGGCUGGCGAUUCCCGGAAUAGAUGGCGGUGGGUUAGCUGAUGCUAGUCUCACAGAUUCUUACUUUAGCACCAGCUUCAUUGGCGUUAAUGGAUUUGGAAGUCCUGCUGAAUCCAAGUAUCCCAUGAUGCAGAGGAUGACAAAUAGCAGCAGCUCUCCUAGCCUUCUCAAUGACAGUGCCAAGCAAUAUGCAGGCCAUGAUCCGCUAACUUCACCAAAUUCAUCCUUGUUUAAUGACUUUGCUGCCCUCAGUGUGUCUCAAAGGAGAAAGCUGGCAAAACCAGCAUUUCCUUCGUUUAUCACUGACUUGGAGGACAGAUAUAAUACAGUCCUGCCCAGGAAGUAUCGACUGGGGAUGCUGGAUGAGAGGAUAGUUCCGGUGGGAUCAAAAGCAAGAAAAUCAAAGAACCCUAUUGGCUGUCUGACUGACAGGUGUAAAACAGGAGUACCCAUCAAUAUGGUUUGGUGGAACAGAGUCACAGAAAACAAUUUACAGACACCAAACCCCACUGCAAAUGAAUUUAUUCCUAAAGGAGGAUCAACCUCCAGGCUGAGUAGUGUAUCCCAGUCAAGUAUGUCUGCCUUCUCUCAAGCCUUGUUCUCUCAUCCCUCCAUGGGAAAUCCUGCUGCUGCUGGGCUAGCACCAGGAAUGUCACUAUCAGCGGGAUCUUCUCCUCUUCAUUCCCCCAAAAUAACUCCUCAUACAUCUCCUGCUCCUCGACGAAGAAGUCAUACUCCUAACCCAGCAAACUAUAUGGUGCCUACUAGUGCCUCUGCUUCUGUUGCUAACGCUGUCUCUCAGCCUCCAUCUACUGGCCAGGUGAUCCAGAAGGAAACAGUGGGUGGAACAACAUACUUCUAUACUGAUACAACUCCAGCACCUCUCACAGGAAUGGUAUUUCCAAACUACCACAUUUACCAUCCAGCUGCACCUCACGUUGCUUAUAUGCAGCCAAAAGCAAAUGCACCUUCCUUCUUCAUGGCAGAUGAGCUCAGACAGGAACUGAUCAAUAGACACCUAAUAACGAUGGCCCAGGUUGAUCAGGCUGAUAUUCCUGCAGUUCCAGCAGAAGUGGACAGCUACCACAGUCUCUUUCCUUUAGAACCAUUGCCACCACCCAAUCGCAUACAGAAAACAAGCAACUUUGGGUACAUUACGUCAUGCUAUAAAGCUGUAAAUAGUAAAGAUGACCUGCCAUAUUGCCUUCGGAGGAUACAUGGUUUUCGUCUUGUUAACACGAAGUGCAUGGUAUUGGUUGACAUGUGGAAAAAAAUUCAGCACUCAAAUAUAGUAACCUUACGUGAAGUGUUUACCACUAAAGCAUUUGGAGAACAUUCUCUUGUUUUUGCAUAUGAUUUUCAUGCUGGAGGAGAGACUAUGAUGAGCAGACACUUCAAUGACCCUAGUGCUGAUGCCUAUUUCACAAAAAGAAAAUGGGGUCAGCAUGAUGGACCUCUACCACGACAGCAUGCAGGUUUGCUUCCAGAGUCAUUGAUAUGGGCAUAUAUCGUGCAGCUCAGCUCUGCCUUACGGACCAUUCAUACAGCAGGACUAGCAUGCAGAGUUAUGGAUCCAACAAAGAUUCUAGUAACUGGCAAGACAAGGUUACGAGUAAAUUGUGUUGGAAUCUUUGAUGUUUUAACAUUUGACAACAGUCAAAAUAAUCCACUGGCGUUAAUGGCUCAGUUUCAGCAAACAGAUCUGAUCUCCCUGGGGAAAGUUGUGUUGGCUUUGGCUUGCAAUUCUUUAUCAGGAAUUCAGAGAGAGAAUUUGCAGAAAGCAAUGGAACUGGUGACAAUCAACUAUUCCUCUGAUCUGAAGAAUCUGAUCUUGUAUUUGCUGACUGACCAAAACAGGCUUCGCAGUGUAAAUGAUAUCAUGCCUAUGAUUGGUGCGCGAUUCUAUACUCAAUUGGAUGCUGCUCAAAUGAGAAAUGAUGUUAUUGAGGAAGACCUUGCAAAGGAGGUGCAAAAUGGAAGGUUGUUUAGGCUUCUAGCAAAAUUGGGAACAAUCAAUGAGAGGCCAGAGUUUCAGAAAGACCCAACGUGGUCAGAAACUGGAGACAGGUAUUUACUAAAGCUCUUUCGAGAUCACCUUUUCCAUCAAGUGACAGAAGCGGGUACUCCUUGGAUUGACCUCAGUCACAUUAUCUCAUGUCUUAACAAGUUAGAUGCUGGUGUGCCAGAAAAAAUAAGCCUCAUUUCCAGAGAUGAGAAGAGUGUACUUGUGGUAACUUACAGCGAUUUAAAACGCUGCUUUGAAAAUACUUUUCAAGAACUGAUUGCAGCCGCAAAUGGUCAGUUGUAGUAUUUGCUGAAAGCAUGCAGGACAUUGCUGAGGAACUUAACCAAUAGCAAAUUGCACUACAGCUGAAUUGUUGUUGUCAUCUCAUUUCACAUUUGGGAAACAAACAGGAGAUGAGCAAAGCUGCUUGCACUUCAGUCAGGUACACUGUUACUUGAAGGGAAGAAUGUUUCACUUAUCCUAGAGCUAAGGCUGCCAUGGGAGGCUUUAUCUGUGAAGAAUUUAUUUUAGAUUAAGGAACACAUCAGGUGCAUGAUGUUCCUGCUUUUAUUUUUUCCACUUGUAUAUGCACUAAUUUUAAUUUUUUUAAGACUUUUCUGAUCUCUGAAGUUUUGCCACAUUGUAUACUUAAGGGAAACUCUUUGCAAGGACGUUUCUGGGAUACAUUUUUGUCACUGAGGAUAAAGUAAAAUUUAUUCAUUUUUGAUAUUAUUUGCACCCAGAAUAGCAUAAAGGACCAGGUAAAUAAUUUAAUAGAAAUUGUGUUCUAUUAAUUACCAUUUAGUUCGUAACCUCUGUAAAAGUGUGUUGUAUGCAAGCUCUGUAUGCCACCCACUGUUAGCUCGGAAAAAAAGAAGAUGAACCUUUAAAAUUGAUCAGCUCGAAGUAUCACUGAAUUGACCAAAAGCAAAAAAGGAAAGAAAGUUCCCUAUUAUUUGAAUUAAACUUUGUCUAAGCGAAGUGACGAAAAUAGCAUCAUGGGAAACAUCUAUCAUUUAUGGAGCAUAUCAAACUUGCUCUAACCACAACCAUCGCCUUUUAAAAAAAUGUUUGUAUGUUUUCCUGCUAGUCAGAAGCAUUUACAUUUAUGCAAUUUUUAAUAGAUUUUUUUUUAAAAGAAAUUGUGUUAAAAUGCCUGAAGUUUCAGGAGUGUAUUACUUUAGGUUAUUUACAGUAUAAUUUUUGUAUAAAGUUCUGUUCUUUGAACCACAGCUUUAUUAUGGUACGCUACACUGGAUACAGAUACAAAGACACUGUUAACAGAAGAUUAACUAAACACAGCAGUUGUCUGGCAUCAAGAGCUUUUCAAGUUUUACAGCCCGAAUCUGGAGGGAUAAUGAUCUGCUGUGCCUUUGCAGUCACUGCUUAGCCCAAAGUAAUAUUACUUUUGAUAAUACUCAAUACAUGAAUAUUCCUGAAGUAAUUCAGUCUCAAAAGUCUGGAAUUUUCCUCCUCAAUUACCUUUCUAAUAUUUGGACGUGCAGUUGUCUCCAAACUUGGGUAUUCAUGGGAUUUCUAGUUAAACACCUACACUUUGAUACUGAAGACUGCCAAAUACGUAGGAAUUUUCUUUCUUAAAGCAGUAGUGAAGACUGUAUCUAUCCUUUCCCAGCACUGAAUGUUUUAAUAGCACUGGGUGCUCACCAUGGAGAAAAUGUGGAAACUCAAAAGGUCAGGACAGACUCUAAGCACUUGCAACUGAUGUUACUGGCAUCAAUUUUAAUAAUUCUCAAUAUUUGUAGUUUUCAGAGAAGUUUUUAAUAUUUCUCUGUCCACUUUUAUAAGCUUUAAAAUGAUUCUCCGCCUUGAGACUUGCAUCAAGGAAAGCAACUCUCGUCACAUCGAAAGCUUUGAAGACUAGGGACGUGCUUUACACAUUUUAGAAAAUGUGGUUGAAUCCACAUGAGGUAGCAUCAGUUGUUGAGUUUAAAGAUCGAUUAUUGUUGCAUUUGAUCAAAUGAAUUUUAAAAGGAACAUAAUGUUUAAUAUUCAAACGAUAACAGUUGCCAGAAUGUUCUUUUUAAUGUAAAAGGAACAGGAACUUUGAAAAGUGAACAU